AUGGAAGUAGAAAUAAUCUCUAGAGAAACCAUCAAACCUUGGUCUUCAACCCCAUACCACCUAAGAACCCAUAAACUUUCUCUUUUAGAUCAGUUCCAUUUACACCAUCGUAUGUACAUCCCCAUAAUUCUCUUCUAUUCGUCAACCAGUAGUGAAAGCCCCAGAAAAAGUUCUUUUCAGCUUAAAGAGUCUCUCUCGAAGACAUUAACCCAUUUCUAUCCAUUUGCGGGACGAGUCAGGGAUAGCUUCACUAUUGAAUGUAAUGACGAAGGAGUCAUCUAUAUUGAAGCUCAGGUAGCCUCUGACAUGUCCAUUGUUCUUAAAGAACCAGGGAUGGAUCUGCUGCUGCAACUACUGCCCUGUGAUUUAGGUGAAACGUUACCUGAAUCUAGUGCUCGUGAUCAGGUAAUGCUAGCGAUUCAGGUGAAUUUCUUUGCUUGUGGUGGAAUGGCAAUUUGUGCUUCUGUUAGUCAUGUGGUAGCCGAUGCAUCAGCAGCAGCUAGCUUUGUUAAAAGCUGGGCUGCGAUUGCUUGUGGUGCCGAUCGAAUUGAUGGAGUGAUCUAUGAUUGCGCCUCUCUCUUCCCUCCACAAGAUUUAUCAGACUAUUGGAAGGAUGUUAGCAAAAAUCUAAAUAUGCUAACACCCGAAGGCAACCUUGUAACGAAGAGGUUCUUGUUCGAUGGCGCUAACAUAGCUGCUCUAAGAAAAAAAAUAGGCAACGGCCAAUGCUUUUAUCACCCAUCACGAUUUGAGGCUGUGUCUGCGCUCAUUUGGUCCGCUAUGAUAGCUACAGCUACGAAAAAUAAUGAUCAAACUUUCGCCAGGGCCUCAGUUACUGUGAAUCUGCGAAGGCGAAUGAAUCCACCAUUGCCACAACAAUGCAUCGGAAAUAUCGUACACAUGACAACGUCGGAACAGCUGACGGUGAACAAGUUGAACCUUAACAGUCUAGCUGGAAAAAUUCAUGAGUGCAUAAGGAAGGUAGAUGAUGACUAUGUGAGGGAGCUUCAUGCAGAUAAUGCAUACAUCAAUAUAGUGAGAAGUGCUGUUGAAGGAUUCAACAAGGAUCUGAUGUUUGGUUUUACUAGUUGGUGUCGAUUCCCGUUUUAUGAAACCGAUUUUGGAUGGGGAAAACCCAUCUGGUUAGGAACUGCUUUGAGAUUUAACAGGGCUGCCUUUUUCCUGGAUACCAGGGAUGGUGAGGGAAUAGAAGCAUGGAUAACACUUACCCAGGAGGAGAUGGCCAAACUUGAGCAGGACCCUGACAUCCUUGCACAUGCCUCUUUCAAGCCAAGCUGUUGA
Theobroma cacao (cacao) is the source of this 1302-nucleotide messenger RNA. NCBI's taxonomy places the organism in Eukaryota, Viridiplantae, Streptophyta, Magnoliopsida, Malvales, Malvaceae. The record is from RefSeq and is a predicted model, not a curated record.